CAAACUAAGUCAAAAUCGUGCGCAGGGACAGAUUAUAUAAUGAGCGCACGGUUUACGGACAACACGAUGUUAACGUACUCUCCGUGUACCGUCGCUACUGUUAAUGCAUUUUUGCGGAAACCUAAUGCCAGGUGCUUGUUCACGGAUGAAUACGUACAAUACCCUACGAAUGACACAGAACUUGAGAAACAAAGGACUGAUAAGUGUAAGAGGUACCUCCCUAGAAACGAAGCAAUCCUGGGCGUUGAGCCAUUCGGACUGUGUGCGUUUAUUUGCGUCUCUGGCCCCAAGUCUUCCUUUCGACUACUGGAACCGAACGGAACACCCUGCGACAAGACUGAUUCCUCAAAGAAAUGCCAGCAGGGAUAUUGCCGCUGAAACAGAUGAAGAAGCACUGCCUAUAACAGAAAAAAGUACAAUGAUUUGUAGAGUAACCAUUCCUCCUGCAUCAUAUGUAAUGUUCUUGCAGUUGUGUGUUACCGCUAAAACGUCUAGUCUAACG
Dermacentor silvarum is the source of this 502-nucleotide messenger RNA. RefSeq lists its product as uncharacterized. NCBI's taxonomy places the organism in Eukaryota, Metazoa, Arthropoda, Arachnida, Ixodida, Ixodidae. The coding region runs from base 40 to 378 and encodes 112 amino acids. The transcript has 4 exons. The record is from RefSeq and is a predicted model, not a curated record.